GGUCGGGGCGUCUGCGCAGUCGCUUUUCCUUAGGCGGCUGCCAUGGCGGGGCAAGAAGAUCCGGUGCAGCGAGAGAUUCACCAGGACUGGGCGAACCGGGAGUACAUUGAGGUCAUCACCAGUAGCAUCAAGAAAAUCGCGGACUUUCUCAACUCGUUCGAUAUGUCUUGUCGUUCAAGACUUGCAACGCUAAACGAGAAGUUAACAGCUCUUGAACGGAGAAUAGAGUACAUUGAAGCACGGGUGACAAAAGGUGAGACGCUCACCUAGAACUACACCAUGUUGCUGCUGGGAACUUGCUUUACAGAACACAGGCCACAUGCGAAAGGCCCCAGCAGCCUUCAGCUCCUUCCUGUCUCCUUAAGAAUACAACAGGGCUUAUUCUUAUUUUUGUUUUUUCAAAAGUGUGGCCUUUGGGCUCUGCCAUGUACAUCUGGGGGUGUGACGUGACAUGUGGGAGGAAGUCCAGGGGAACUCUUGGAAACAAUAUUAGGCAUUUUACCUUUUCAGUAACAUUUUAUAGAACUACUUGUCAAUAUAUUUGAGGCAUUCAGAGCCAAAAGCCUGGGACUCUUUGUAAAGGUCCUCCCCACCUUUUUCUUUCUCUCAGACUUUCCUUACAGCUUUCAUUGCCUCUGCAUAGAUUAUAUAAAGUCUUUUUCUCCUCCCAACCUAUGGUGGUGGGAAGGGGGACAAGAGGAGAGCAUUGUGGCCAAGACCGUUAUGCCCUGGCAAUGUGAAUGCCAGAGAAUGUUGUUGCUAACCCACUAGUUUCUUGUUUUAGGAAGGUCAAGGCCAGGCCCCCACUUGCCUUGAAGGGACAUUUUCAGAGUUUUCUUUCUGUCACCUAGGGUGUCUGUGCCUCUCAUAUUUCCCUAAUAAAUUCCUCAGCUUUA
Galeopterus variegatus (Sunda flying lemur) is the source of this 896-nucleotide messenger RNA. RefSeq names its product BRICK1, SCAR/WAVE actin-nucleating complex subunit (gene BRK1). Bases 43 to 270 code for a protein of 75 amino acids. Gene Ontology annotation, biological process: regulation of actin polymerization or depolymerization; cell motility; actin filament organization. Gene Ontology annotation, molecular function: protein-containing complex binding. The record is from RefSeq and is a predicted model, not a curated record. Gene Ontology annotation, cellular component: SCAR complex. The transcript is spliced from 3 exons. Lineage: Eukaryota; Metazoa; Chordata; Mammalia; Dermoptera; Cynocephalidae.